Micropterus salmoides (largemouth bass) is the source of this 530-nucleotide messenger RNA. RefSeq names its product cathepsin K-like. Lineage: Eukaryota; Metazoa; Chordata; Actinopteri; Centrarchiformes; Centrarchidae. The record is from RefSeq and is a predicted model, not a curated record. The transcript has 4 exons. Bases 159 to 515 code for a protein of 118 amino acids.
UGUAAUUCCUCAGCCUGGAAAACAAGAAACUCCUCCCCAGACCAGGAGCUCCCAUUUUACUUCCUCAAAAUUCAACCGAUAUAAACUCACACUCUGACUGACUCUGACAGUGUUAGACUCAGAGGACUUCGCGAACUCUUUGACUAUUGGACUUAAGGAUGUUGCAGUGUGUCUGUGUGUUGCUGCUGGCAGCCUCGGCUCUGGGCCGCCUGGAUGAAGCCUCUAUGGACAUCCAGUGGGAACAGUGGAAGGUCACACACAUGAAGGAAUACAAUGGCCUGGAUGAAGAGGGGAUCCGCAGGGCCAUUUGGGAGAAGAACAUGCGUAUGAUUGAAGCCCACAAUGAGGAGGCAGCGCUGGGUAUACACUCCUACGAGCUGGGGAUGAACCACCUGGGCGACAUGACGUCAGAGGAAGUGGCCGAGAAGAUGACGGCCUGCUGGUCCCGAUGGACCACGAGCGCAGCUUCACCAUGGCUCUGGAUGACAAGGUGUCCAAGCUUCCCAAAUCGUUGACUACCGCAAGAAGGG